AUGAAAUACGUCGCUCAGCACACAUCAAUUCCUGUCCCUAAAGUAUUCAACACCCACUACUACGAUUAUUGGUUCUAUAUUGAAAUGGAGUUUAUCCGUGGAACGAGUCUCGAUAUAGCAUGGAACCGCGCCGAACUAUCGCAAGAUCAGAAGAAGUACAUUACCAACCAGGUUGCGGGAUAUGUUAGCCAGCUUCGGAAACUGGAACCUCCGCGAGAAGGAAUAGUUGCAUCCACAAAUUUCGGUGAGAACGUUGAUCACCGAGUCGGAAGUUGGGGUUUCGGACCAUUUGUGAGCCACGAAGCAUUCCACUCAUACAUUCGAGCGGAUAUCCCUCUGGAUGAAUUAGGCCCAGAGAUCGCAGAAUGCCACUCCCGUCGCUAUCGAAGUUGCUUUACCCAUGCAGACCUCGCUCCUCGGAAUAUUAUGGUGCAUAAUGGCAAGGUCUCUGCGAUCGUUGAUUGGCAAUUUGGCGGCUGGUACCCGGAAUAUUGGGAGUAUACCAAGGCAAACUACGGCGCGAUAGCUCAGCCAGAAUGGUAUAGUGGAUUGGCAAAUGCUUUAGAGAAGAGAUAUGACGACAAGCUUGAAGCGGAACGAGUUCUUUGGAGGCUAUUGGAUGAUCCACAAAUGUUCUGGCGAGGGAGAGAGCAUCUGAUUCAGGGCUUGCGUGACAGCAUCGGUCUCGCAAUGAGAUCUUAUUCGAACGCCUAA
Molecule: messenger RNA, 714 nt
Organism: Penicillium roqueforti
Lineage: Eukaryota; Fungi; Ascomycota; Eurotiomycetes; Eurotiales; Aspergillaceae
Exons: 1
Coding region: 1-714 (237 amino acids)
Source: RefSeq, a predicted model, not a curated record